GCGAACAGCAAAUCCACGCGGUGGCUGGGCAGGAGGGGCGGAGACGCGACUGCGCGUCGGGGUCCAGCAGUAGCAGCAGCAGCCAGCAUCAUCAUCAUCAGCAACAGCAGCAGCAGCCCCCGUAGCUGCAGGAGCCACUCUCUCCUCCUCCUUCUCACAGAACUGCGACAGAGUUUCUCGGGGUUUGCUCAUCAACGUUGCGCUCCCACGCCAGUCCGGCCCUGCUUGAAAUUCGACAGUCGCCUCCUCUUGGUUGAUAUUAAUCCCGGUGGAACGGAUUGAACGUAGGAGAGGCCACCCACGGUAAUUGUCUGUGCCGUGCAGUGGUCGGGGGACACGCGUAGUAGCUCCGCGUGCCCCGUUCCGUGCCAUCAAACUGCCGGUCAAAUCAUCCGAGACGCCCACGUCGGGGACUCCAAGCGUGGAUUGUGAGCGUCGUUGUGCCUGCCGCCUUGCUUGGACGCGCCUGCGCCGUGCCUCGCCGGAUCAUCGCCGACGCCGACACCACCAACACCUUUCACCGCCACCAACUUCGCUUCCACCACCGACAUCAUGCCUGAGACAACCGCUGAAGUCUUCAAGAACCUGCCCAAGAGCGCCGGCCUCCACAUAUGGAGAGUGGAGAAAAUGGAGCUUGCUGCUGUGCCCCAGAAGGCCUAUGGCAGUUUCUUUGAGGGCGACUGCUACAUCAUUCUCUCGGCCAAGAAGGCAGGAUCGUCGCCCACCCCCACGUACGACGUCCACUACUGGGUUGGGCAGGAGUCCUCGCAGGACGAGCAGGCCGCUGCCGCCAUGUACACGACGCAGCUGGACGACGCGCUGGGUGGAUUCCCCGUGCAGCACCGAGAGUACCAGGGUCACGAGUCCGAGGUCUUCCGCGGAUACUUCAAGAGCGGCGUCGUCUACAAGAAAGGCGGCGUCGCGUCUGGGUUCCACCACACGGAGACGAACUCCUACAACGUGCAGCGGCUCCUCCACAUCAAGGGACGCAAGGCGGUCACGGCAACCGAGGUGAACCUGUCAUGGGACAGCUUCAGCCGUGGGGACGUGUUCCUGCUCGACCUGGGCAAGGUCAUCAUCCAGUGGAAUGGCCCUGACAGCAACCGCGUGGAGAAGAUCAAGGGCAUGCAGCUGGCGUCCGACAUCCGUGACCGUGAGCGUGGCGGGCGCGCCCAGAUCGGUGUCGUGGAGGGGAACGACGAGGACUCCUCACCUGAGCUCAUGGCCGUCCUCACGGCCGCCCUGGGGGAGCGGCAUGGCGAUCUGUCCCCUGGCAGCCCUGAUGAGCCGACGGAUCACAGCCGCAAGGCCAAUGUCAAGCUCUACCAUGUGUCAGAGAAAGGUGGAAACUUGAUGGUGGAGGAGGUGGCAACGCGACCUUUGACCCAAGACCUGCUGAACCACGAUGACUGCUACAUCCUGGACCAGGGAGGAAUCAAAAUCUACGUGUGGAAGGGACGAGGCUCCAGCAAGGAGGAGAGGCAGGCAGCAAUGAAGCGAGCGCUGGGCUACAUCAAGGCCAAGGGUUACCCCGUGAGCACCAACGUGGAGACGGUGGCAGACGGUGCCGAGUCGGCCAUCUUCAAGCAGCUGUUCCAGCACUGGACGGAGCGUGGCCAGACCCAGGGGAUGGGCAAGACUUACACCGUCGGCAAAAUCGCUCGAGUGGAACAGGUGAAGUUUGACCCCACAGUGCUGCACGCCAAGCCGGAGGUCGCUGCUCAACAUCGAAUGGUGGACGAUGGUUCAGGCACUGCGGAGAUGUUCCGGAUUGAGGAUCUGGAGUUGAAACCGGUGGAGAAAAGAUUACAUGGACAGUUCUACGGCGGGGACUGCUACCUCGUGCUGUACACCUAUACCAGCAACAACAAGCUCGCCUACCUACUCUACAUGUGGCAGGGCCGUCACGCCACCCAGGACGAGGUGGCGGCGUCUGCGUACCAGGCUGUAGCGCUAGACCAGAAGUACGGCGGCGAGCCCGUGCAGGUGCGCGUCGUCAUGGGGAAGGAGCCCAAGCACUUCCUCGCCAUUUUCCACGGCAAGCUCAUCAUCUACGAGGGCGGCACCUCCAGGGCCGGCGGCAACGACAUCGGUGGGGCAGCGCCGCCCACCACGCGGCUCUUCCAGGUGCGCGGCACCGACGAGUUCAACACCAAGGCCGUGGAGGUGCCGGCGCGCGCCUCCGCCCUCAACUCCAACGACGUGUUUGUGCUCAACGCCGAGGUGGCGUGCUUCCUGUGGUGCGGCAAGGGCUGCAGCGGGGACGAGCGAGAAAUGGCGCGGAGCCUGGCGGACGGACUCACACGGAGGGACAAGCAGACGGUGCUUGAGGGACAGGAGCCACCCGAAUUCUGGGCGGCGCUUGGUGGAAAGGCUCCGUACGCCAGCGAAAAGCGGAUGCAGGUGGAGGAGGCGGAAGUGCAGCCGCGGCUCUUUGAGUGCUCCACACAGACGGGGCGCUUCGUGGUAACGGAGAUAAGUGACUUCUCGCAGGACGACCUGGAUGAGGAUGACGUCAUGCUGCUCGACACUUGGGACCAGGUCUUCCUGUGGGUGGGACAAGGCGCGAGCGAUGCAGAGAAGAAGGAGUCGAUGACGACUGCGGCGGAUUACCUGCGGACGCACCCUGGGGCCCGUGACCCCGACACGCCCAUCAUCAUCGUGAAGCAGGGGUUCGAGCCCCCCACCUUCACGGGCUGGUUCCUGGCAUGGGACGCGCACAAGUGGAGUAGUGGGAAAUCCUACGAGGAGCUCAAGGCCCAGUUUGGGGACGCCGCCGCCAUUAAGACCAUCACAUCUAGCCUCAACGAUGAGAAGCAGGGCAGCAACGAGGGGCCCGUGCCCACUUUCCCGGCCGAGGACCUCGUCAACAAAACGACGGAGGAGCUGCCCGAGGGUGUCGACCCGGCCUGCAAAGAGAAAUAUCUGUCGGAGGAUGCAUUUGUGCGAGUGCUGGGCAUCACGCGGGGCGAGUUCGUGGCGAUGCCCGUCUGGAAGCAACAAAACUUGAAGAAAGCCAAGGGCCUCUUCUAAUAGCUGUCUGCGUGUCGCUCUUGUGGGCCAGAGAGCGCUGUGCUUUACAAAUUUUGUUGACACACCCCCCCCCCCCACCACCUCGCCAUUCCUGCUAGCCACAUAUUAUCCUGUCAGCUGGAUAUUUCGGCUGAAUACAAAAAAAGACAAUAUUAUUACUCCAAUUGAUAAAAUAAGCCUCCAUAUAUGCCUCAAAGGCCAACGGGGGAAAAAGUGCAGUUCAGGCGAAUUUUGUGUCAGUCUGGCAUUUAAUCACAAAUGGUCUCUGACACUAGAGGGUUGGAUGGCAUCAUAGUGAUGCACACCACUGAACCAGAUGACAGUUUUAGCUCUUUUUCACUGUAUAACUGAACCGCGCCAGGGUUGUGCCAUACCAAGCCAGCUCAUCAAAUGCUGUGGGGAGGUGCCAGCUUGUUUAUCCACUGCAUAAGCAGAGUGGUGCCACUGGAAGUCACACGCGUGUAGAUUACGCAUUGACAAUGUUUCCUCACAGUACAACUGACAUUACACACGCAGUGGACGAGUCAAGACCUAUAUAGGUGACAUGAUGCUGUGUCCUCACAGCGUACCGACGUCACGUGUAAUCGUAAUUAACCCCACCCCUGUCUCUGCUCGGCCCUCAGCCGAUAUUCAGGCGUCUUGAGACCAAGAGGGUUAUCUUGGUUUUGUUUCAGUUUCGGCAUAUACAAAUAGCCAGCGGAAACCCGUCCAUAGCGUGAGGGUCCCGUGUUGGCGCGGCUCAGAUGUGCCAGUGCAAAAGGGUUAUUUGAUGCCUGCAGCAUGGCAGUGGAUUGUGGCACCCACCUCCCAUGAUGCCAUUCGCAAGAGUAGCCCAUGUUGUGCUUGUGUCCAUCGCGAUACCCAUAAGUUAGGAAUUGAUAACUCGAUCGUGGGAAAAAAAACAAAACUGUCGGUCUUUGGUUUUUGUGGCUAUACAUAAAGAAAUUAUGAAAGCAAAAA
Petromyzon marinus (sea lamprey) is the source of this 3993-nucleotide messenger RNA. It is a transcript of the gene VIL1, whose product is annotated as villin 1. Gene Ontology annotation, cellular component: cytoplasm; actin cytoskeleton. Gene Ontology annotation, molecular function: actin filament binding; phosphatidylinositol-4,5-bisphosphate binding. The record is from RefSeq and is a predicted model, not a curated record. NCBI's taxonomy places the organism in Eukaryota, Metazoa, Chordata, Hyperoartia, Petromyzontiformes, Petromyzontidae. Gene Ontology annotation, biological process: barbed-end actin filament capping; cytoskeleton organization; actin filament severing.